Molecule: messenger RNA, 2567 nt
Organism: Syngnathoides biaculeatus (alligator pipefish)
Lineage: Eukaryota; Metazoa; Chordata; Actinopteri; Syngnathiformes; Syngnathidae
Product: protocadherin alpha-C2-like
Exons: 3
Coding region: 1-2445 (814 amino acids)
Biological process (GO): homophilic cell-cell adhesion
Cellular component (GO): plasma membrane
Molecular function (GO): calcium ion binding
Source: RefSeq, a predicted model, not a curated record
AUGGCUUCUCUCGUGGCGCUUUUACGGACACGACUGCUGGUCGCAGCUUUUGCAUUUUGUGCGUUGUGCGCGUCUGUGCUUUCAAUCACUCGCUACUCCAUUCCGGAGGAGAUGGAAGAGGGUUCCUUUGUCGCCAACCUCGCCAGCGAUUUGGGUCUGGAUGUUCGAAGCAUGGUGGAGCGGAAAGCAAAGCUGGAUAUGAUUCACAGCAAAAAUUACCUUGACAUCAACAAAGAAACCGGAGAGCUCAUCAUCCGCGAGAAGAUCGACCGGGAGAGCAUCUGCAUGUCUAAAACAGCCUCGUGCUUUAUGAAGAUGGAUGUCAUACUGGAAAACCCAAUUCGUAUUUUCAACAUCGAACUGGAGAUCAUGGACAUUAAUGACAACGCACCGGUGUUCCGGAGGAAGACCAUCAAUUUGGAUGUUUCCGAGGCAACUCCUCCCGGUGAGAGAUUCUCAUUAACAAAUGCCGUCGAUGCGGAUGUUGGCGCUAAUUCAAUUAAGACUUACUAUCUAAGCGAGAGCAAAUACUUCAACAUUGACAUACAAACUGGCAGCGAUGGCUCCAAAUACGUAGACUUGGUUCUUAAUGGCAAUCUGGACCGAGAGACAGAUGCGGUGCAUAAUCUAAUUUUAACCGCGGUGGACGGAGGGGUUCCUCCCCGCUCCGGCACAGCCGGUAUUAUUAUCAAUGUCCUCGAUAUCAAUGACAACGCCCCCCUCUUCUCUCAACCGGUGUUUGAAGUCAGUUUUCCGGAGAAUUCAGGUGCAGGGACUGUUGUCAUUACCUUAAAUGCAACAGAUUUGGACGAAGGCACAAAUGCACGCUUAUUAUAUUCGUAUACGCUCUACACAUCUGAGAAGACACAGGAGCUCUUCUUGCUUGACCGACAUUCGGGCGAGAUCAAGGUGAAGGGGGUCGUUGACUUUGAGGAGAAUCAGAGCUUUGAGAUGCACGUACAAGCUCAGGAUGAAGGGUCCAGCCCGCUGUCAGGACACUGCAAAGUUGUGGUAUCUGUCACCGACCUGAACGAUAACUACCCAGAACUGACCAUUAAGUCUCUCAAGAGCGCAACAGCCGAGAAUACGGCUGUAGGGACCCUGAUCGCGGUGGUCGGUGUCAGUGACAGGGACUCCGGGGUCAACGGCCAAGUGGAGCUGACUUUAAGUCAGCAAGAAAUGUUACCCUUCAUCCUCAAUCAGUCCUCAGAGGGUUACUUUGAGCUCUUGGUUUCAAAGCCACUGGACAGAGAGAUAAAAAGCAAAUAUGAAAUAACGUUGAAGGUGACAGAUAAAGGAACGCCGCCGUUAACUGAAAGCGAGACUUUCACGUUAGAGAUUCAUGAUAUCAACGACAAUGCUCCCGCAUUCCCAAAGUCCUUUUACACCAUCCACGUGAUGGAGAAUAAUCUGCCGGGAGCCUCGCUGACAUCUCUGAGUGCGUUUGACCCCGAUCUGAAUGAGAACCAGUACUUGGUCUAUUUCAUAAUGGAGAAGGAGAUAGCCAACACAUCCAUGUCAAUGCUGUUCUCCAUCAAUCCAGAAAAUGGCGACCUUUACGCCUUGAAGACUUUUGAUUUUGAGCGAGAACGGGAGUACCUUUUCCACAUUGAGGCGAGGGAUUCCGGCGUCCCCGCGCUGAGCAGCAAUGUCACGGUUCAUAUCAUCAUUCUGGACCAAAACGACAACACCCCUGUCAUAGUGUCGCCGUGGCGGGCGCAGGGGUCUGUCGUCGAGCAGGUGAUACCCAGGUCUACAGAUAAGGGACAUCUCGUGGCCAAAGUGAUUGCCAUCGACGCUGACUCGGAGCAGAACGGCAGGGUCACCUACCAGCUUUUGCAAAUCAGCGAUACAACCCUCUUCAGUCUAGACCAAUACAACGGGGAGAUCCGGACAACCCGAAUGUUCAGCUACAGAGACCCCCGGCAACAGCGACUCGUAAUCGCCGCGAAAGACAACGGCAACCCUGCCCUCUCUACCACCGUCACCAUCAAAAUAGCCACUGUCGAACACGCCAUGGCAUUUUCAGAGACAACAGAGUUGCCGCUGGAGUAUGACGUCUUCACAGACCUCAAUUUGUAUUUAGUCAUCGGCUUAGGGGCCGUUUCCUUCAUGCUGCUCAUUACCAUCUUGGUGAUUAUUGUGCUGAAGUGUCAAAAGCCCAAGCCAAAGGCGAUCAAGAUUCCCCCAGCUAAUCGGAACAGCGUGAUCAGCAGGAAUAGCGUGAUCAGCCAGAGGAGCUCCACAAUCGCAGACUCCACCUUGAUCUCCAGCGACGCCUACUGGUACAGCCUCUUUCUCGCUGAGACCAGGAAAGGGAAAGUCGUCGUCAGACAGCCCAUCAUACCCAAAGGAGCCGGCUACUUUGUGUCCAGCAUACCCAGGAGCAUAGGGCCGAGCGAGACCACAGAGUCCAGAGCAUCUACACUGGAGUAUUCAAAAUGAAAAAGAAGUCCAUUCUACAACUGGAGCAGGCAACCAGAAGAGAACCGGCGUGAUCCGAUCUUCUCUUGCGAGUAGUCAAUGACUCCCACACCAAUCCAGAACCGUUUCCUUGAGUCCUUCCG